AUGCCUUGCUGCAUUGGCACGUGAGUUAGGGAUUGGAUACGUGAAUGUGUGCGUGUGAUUGCGUGAGCACAGCGAGGGAGAGAGAGAGAGAGAGAGAGAGAGGUGGAAAAAGAAUUUAGGAAUUCGUCUGCAAACUUGGAGCAACGCUGUUGCCGAAACAAUGGCCUAGGCAGCCACCGGGCUGCUCGUGUGUCCCUCCUAUCCUCGUGUGCGUCGUUAUGAGCGGCGGCCGGACGUCUCGCUACAACAAAUAAUCCGGUAAAGCAGCAAGAGUCUCAGCCGCCGUUGCCAGCAGCCGCUUCCGCUUCCACACCCACGGCUGACGCAGCUAGCGGGAGCAGGAUGGAGGCUUCAUUCGGUCCAACCUUCGCAGCCGUGGCUGCUGGAGCUAAAGCAGAAGCAUCCAGCACUUAUAAGCAACAUAGAAGAACUCCCUCCUCCUCCAGCACCUUGACCUACUCCCCUCGGGAUGAUGACGAUGGAAUGCCACCCAUUGGUACUCCUCGAAGGUCGGAUUCAGCCAUCUCAGUGCGAUCUCUGCAUUCAGAGUCCAACAUGUCCCUGCGUUCCACUUUCUCUUUGCACGAAGAGGAGGAAGACAUGGAGCCCCAGGUAUUUGCUGAACAGCCGUCAGUAAAACUGUGCUGCCAGUUGUGCUGCAAUGUUUUCAAGGACCCCGUUAUCACCACUUGUGGGCACACCUUCUGCAGACGAUGUGCCUUGACCUCAGACAAGUGUCCUGUGGAUGCAGCGAAGCUUACGGUUGUGGUCAACAACAUUGCGGUUGCGGAGCAGAUCGGCGAGCUGUUCAUUCACUGUAAAUACGGCUGCAGGGCCACCGCCAGCGGUGCGUGCGCGGGCGCCGCCUCCAACACCACUGUAGCGGGGAAACCCGGAGCGUAUGAGGUGGACCCAGUGGGCUGCCCGUUCACUAUCAAACUAUCUGCACGCAAAGAACACGAAGCCAGUUGUGACUACAGGCCUGUCCGGUGCCCCAACAACCCCUCCUGCCCCCCGCUGGUCACCAUGAACCUGGAGGCGCACCUGAAAGAAUGUGAGCACAUCAAGUGUCCCCAUUCAAAAUAUGGGUGUACUUUCAUUGGUAACCAGGACACGUAUGAAACGCACCUGGAGAUGUGUAACUUUGAAGGGCUGAAGGAGUUUCUGCAGCAGACUGAUGACAGAUUCCAUGAGAUGCAGCUGACCUUAGCUCAGAAGGACCAAGACAUUGCUUUCCUGCGCUCUAUGUUGGGCAAACUGUCUGAGAAAUUAGAUCAGCUUGAAAAAAACCUGGAGCUGAAAUUCGACAUGCUGGAUGAGAAUCAGAGUAAACUGGGCGAGGACCUCAUGGAAUUUCGCAGAGACGCCUCCAUGCUCAAUGAUGAGCUGUCCCACAUCAAUGCUCGACUCAACAUGGGAAUCCUGGGCUCGUAUGACCCUCAGCAGAUUUUCAAGUGCAAAGGCACAUUUGUUGGCCAUCAGGGACCUGUUUGGUGUCUGUGUGUCUACUCCACCGGAGACCUGCUCUUUUCUGGCUCCUCAGACAAGACCAUCAAGGUAUGGGACACGUGCACCACCUACAAAUGUCAGAAGACCCUCGAAGGCCACGACGGCAUCGUGCUGGCACUCUGCAUCCAGGGAAACCGCCUCUACAGUGGCUCUGCAGACUGCACCAUCAUCGUGUGGGACAUCCAGACCCUGCAGAAAGUCAACACCAUUCGCGCCCAUGACAACCCCGUUUGUACGCUGGUCUCCUCCCACAACAUGUUGUUCAGCGGCUCCCUCAAGGCCAUUAAGGUGUGGGACAUCGUGGGGACAGAGUUGAAGCUGAAGAAGGAGUUGACUGGGCUGAAUCACUGGGUCAGAGCACUGGUGGCCUCCCAGAACCACCUGUACAGUGGAUCAUAUCAGACCAUCAAGAUUUGGGACAUCCGCUCUCUGGAGUGUGUCCACGUCUUGCAGACUAGCGGCGGCAGUGUCUACUCCAUCGCUGUCACCAAUCACCACAUAGUGUGCGGCACCUAUGAAAACCUGAUUCACGUGUGGGACAUUGAGUCCAAGGAGCAGGUGCGGACCCUGACGGGUCACGUGGGGACAGUUUAUGCGCUUGCCGUCAUCUCGACGCCUGACCAGACCAAAGUGUUCAGUGCCUCCUAUGACCGUUCACUAAGGGUGUGGAGCAUGGACAACAUGAUCUGCACCCAGACCCUGCUCAGACAUCAGGGCAGUGUCACAGCUCUGGCUGUGUCCCGAGGUCGCCUCUUCUCUGGAGCGGUGGACAGCACCGUGAAGGUGUGGACAUGCUAAACAGAGAAGCAACUCUUCGGAGAUCUCGACGUGUUUGACUGUGUCGGACAGACAUCCCAAAUGCCAACAUUUGCUUCUGUUGUUUUUUUUUUGUUGGUUUUUUUCCACUUCACAGCCACAGUCCGAUAAGUAUUUGCUGAAAAGAGCUCCUCCAAUCUUUGGACCCUUCAAGGUCAUCAGGACCAAGUGUUGAACUCAAGGUCCUCAGCGAUCUCAUCACGUUGUGCAUUACGGCAAGCUGUCAUACGGUUGACUGAUUGGAUGUUUUGUGCCUGUAAAUGCAUCAGGAAGCACGGCGGGAUUUGUGUGACCGCACCGUUCCUGCUACAUCGUAGGAGAACUCCUAAGGGCUGGUUUCACAAACAUGCUUUUUACAUUCAUGUCAUAUACAGCCUCCUGAAUUUCCGGUUUACAGUAUUUUGUAAAAUGAUAUCACACUUCAGGGAGACUGAAAAAUAAAAAACAGAAUCAUCAUUUCCCCUCCGCAACUCAGCUUUGUGAAACCAGCCUUUGUAAGAGUAAAGUUGAAUAGGAUAGAUGCUAAGUGGCUGAGUGAUAAGCCACUUAAGUGCAGAGUAACACAAGACGCAUGCAUAUAUAUGUGUGUGUAUACAUAUAUACACAUAUAUAGGUGUAUAUAUAUAUAUAUAUAUAUAUACAUAUAUAUAUGUGUGUGUGUGUGUUUUAAUGAGUGCCAUAUGUAAGGGGUUCAAGGAUGAGCUACUCUGAUUGUUUAACUUCAUGUGGCAACAAUGAGUGUAAGACAUUAACAGGAAUCAUGAGCUUUGUGUGUGAGCGCGUGCGCGUGCGUGUUAACAGUCAGCAGGAAGUGAUGGCAGACUAAUAAACUCCCAGCAGCCAAUGCGGAUAAAGUGCCACCGGGCGAAUGCGAUGUGCAAGCACCCAUAUUGGGUUAAAUAUAAGCCUGUAGUCAUAGCAACAUGUCGACCCACAUCACAUUUGUAAGUAGGGUGCACCCACAGAACGUAUACUUAAAAUGUGAGAGUUUCACAGAUGUUCCAAAGUAUUUUGCUUUUAUGUUAUAGUGCACAUCUGGCCACUACUAGAAAUUUCUUGUAUACGUGUAAUUAUGUAAGCUCCAGUUGAUCAUCAAUCAAUAAAACUUGUACACUUUGACAA
Phyllopteryx taeniolatus (common seadragon) is the source of this 3447-nucleotide messenger RNA. It is a transcript of the gene traf7, whose product is annotated as TNF receptor-associated factor 7. Gene Ontology annotation, cellular component: nucleolus. Gene Ontology annotation, molecular function: protein binding. Bases 343 to 2307 code for a protein of 654 amino acids. The record is from RefSeq and is a predicted model, not a curated record. The transcript has 22 exons. NCBI's taxonomy places the organism in Eukaryota, Metazoa, Chordata, Actinopteri, Syngnathiformes, Syngnathidae. Gene Ontology annotation, biological process: ribosomal large subunit assembly; Notch signaling pathway.